CUUUGACAGCUGCGGUCUGACGUGUUUUUCACUCUCCUCUCGGUGGAUUGUUCUCGGGUCGAAAUCGAUUUCGUGGCCGUUUUGUGGAAUUCUUUCCAGCUAAUUAUGCUGGUUUUGUGUUAAUUUACUUGUGAGGUGUUUAAAAAUAAAGGCCUGCUUACGGAAUAUUGAAAAGAGUGGAGCGAUGACGACAUACGAGGAGUUCAUCCAGCAGAACGAAGACCGCGAUGGCAUCCGCUUUACGUGGAACGUUUGGCCAUCGAGCCGGAUCGAUGCCAGUCGGCUGGUGGUCCCACUGGGGUGCCUCUAUCAACCGCUUAAAGAACGUCCGGAUUUGCCUCCGAUUAUGUACGAUCCGGUCGUUUGCACCAGGACCACUUGCCGGGCCAUUCUGAAUCCGAUGUGUCAGGUGGACUAUCGCGCCAAGCUUUGGGUGUGCAACUUCUGCUUCCAGAGGAAUCCGUUCCCACCGCAGUACGCGGCCAUUUCCGAGCAGCACCAACCGGCCGAGCUGAUUGCCGGAUUCAGUACCAUUGAGUACACGAUCACCCGGGCACCGUGUCUUCCUCCGGUGUUCCUGUUCGUGGUCGAUACCUGCAUGGACGAAGAGGAGCUGAAUGCAUUGAAGGACUCGCUUCAGAUGUCGCUGAGUUUGCUUCCGGCCAAUGCUCUGGUUGGGUUGAUUACCUUCGGCAAGAUGGUACAGGUUCAUGAACUUGGAACGGAUGGUUGCUCCAAGAGUUACGUGUUCCGAGGAACGAAGGAUUUAUCUGCCAAGCAGAUACAGGAUAUGUUGGGAAUUGGACGCGGUCCGGGGCCUAAUCAGCCCGGACAGCCUCAGCAGCAGAUGAGAGUGCCUGCAGGGCCAGUUCCUCCGGCAAAUCGCUUCCUCCAGCCGCUUCAUAAGUGCGACAUGGCCUUGACUGAUUUGCUGGGCGAGUUGCAACGGGAUCCAUGGCCAGUUCCACAAGGAAAGCGUUUCCUUAGAUCGACGGGUGCUGCUCUAUCGAUUGCUGUGGGCCUUCUGGAAUGCACUUACCCCAACACUGGAGCUCGCAUUAUGAUGUUCCUCGGUGGCCCAUGCUCUCAGGGACCCGGUCAGGUUGUGGAUGAUGAACUGAAGCAUCCAAUCCGUUCGCAUCACGACAUCCAGAAGGACAAUGCCAAGUUCAUGAAGAAGGCUAUCAAGCAUUACGAAGCCCUGGCGCUGAGAACUGCUACAAAUGGGCACUGCAUCGACAUUUACUCCUGUGCCCUGGAUCAAACGGGUCUGAUGGAGAUGAAGCAGUGUUGCAACUCUACCGGAGGUCACAUGGUUAUGGGAGAUUCGUUCAACUCGUCCCUCUUCAAACAAACCUACCAGAGAGUAUUCGCCGUGGAUCAGAAGGGAGAUCUGAAGAUGGCCUUCAAUGGCACCCUGGAGAUUAAGUGUUCCCGCGAGCUGAAAAUCGAGGGAGGAAUCGGAUCGUGCGUUUCGCUCAACGUCAAAAACGCUUCCGUGUCCGAUUCGGAGAUUGGAAUGGGAAACACGGCGCAGUGGAAGCUCUGCACGAUGACGCCCAACAGCACGAUGGCAUUCUUCUUCGAAGUGGCCAACCAGCAUGCGGCGCCGAUUCCCCAAGGCGGGCGAGGUUGCCUUCAGUUCAUCACACAGUAUCAACAUUCCAGUGGACAGCGGAGAAUUCGAGUCACCACUGUGGCGCGAAGUUGGGCCGAUGCCACCUCCAAUCUGCACAUGAUCAGUGCCGGAUUCGAUCAGGAAGCUGCGGCGGUCCUCAUGUCUCGAAUGGUCGUCUACAGAGCGGAAUCCGACGAUGGCCCAGACACUCUCCGUUGGGUCGAUCGGCAGCUCAUCCGUCUCUGCCAGAAAUUCGGCGAAUACGGCAAAGACGAUCCGAAUAGCUUCCGCUUGGCGGAGAACUUUUCGCUGUUCCCCCAGUUCAUGUAUCAUCUUCGUCGGUCCCAAUUCCUUCAAGUUUUCAACAAUUCACCAGACGAAACGACCUUCUACAGGCACAUGCUGAUGCGGGAAGACCUCACCCAAUCGCUGAUCAUGAUUCAGCCCAUUCUCUACUCGUACUCCUUCAACGGACCGCCGGAACCCGUACUCCUGGACACGUCCUCAAUCCAACCGGAUCGCAUCCUGCUUAUGGACACCUUCUUCCAAAUUCUGAUAUUCCACGGCGAAACCAUCGCCCAGUGGCGUAACCUCAAGUACCAGGACAUGCCCGAGUACGAGAACUUCAAGCAGCUGCUGCAAGCUCCGGUGGACGACGCCCAGGAAAUCCUGCAGACGCGCUUCCCCAUGCCGCGGUACAUCGAUACGGAGCAGGGUGGAUCACAGGCUCGCUUCUUGCUGUCCAAGGUCAACCCUUCGCAGACGCACAACAACAUGUACGCCUACGGGCAGACGGCUGCUCCCAUGGCGGAUGGCGGUGCCCCGGUGCUCACCGAUGACGUCUCGCUGCAAGUAUUCAUGGAACAUCUCAAGAAGCUGGCCGUCUCAUCCACCACCUAAUAAUCGCAAGGCGGGGUUGAUCAUUUUGCCUGGAUGAUGUGAAAUUGUUAGAUAUCGUGUACCCAAUACAGCAUGUUGAAAGUGUGACAGAAUCAGAUUUAAAUCAAAUAUAGUGUAGAGACUGCUGGAGAAACCACGAUGAUAUGAUAUUCCACUCGAUACGAUGAUUGUGUGCUUGUGGACGGCUGUCGAAGAUAACAAGAACCUCGUAUGCGAGACGCGACGCAAUUGUAAAUUGAAUGUGUCGCAACCGUUAAGGGGGAGAAUGCGAUAGAGAGAGACGAUCAAUUUGUGUCAAUGACUGCGACGAACAACAAGUAGAGGGAGAUAAUUGAUGGAAAUGUUUAACUAGAUGAUUUAUUCGUUGAAAAACGAUACUACCCAUAUAACUGCUUAAGCCUAAAUAAAUUUAGAGAAGGGACAAGAA
Messenger RNA from Aedes aegypti (yellow fever mosquito), 2945 nucleotides. It is a transcript of the gene Sec23, whose product is annotated as protein transport protein Sec23A. NCBI's taxonomy places the organism in Eukaryota, Metazoa, Arthropoda, Insecta, Diptera, Culicidae. Gene Ontology annotation, cellular component: endoplasmic reticulum exit site; COPII vesicle coat. Gene Ontology annotation, molecular function: zinc ion binding; GTPase activator activity. The record is from RefSeq and is a predicted model, not a curated record. Gene Ontology annotation, biological process: endoplasmic reticulum to Golgi vesicle-mediated transport; COPII-coated vesicle budding; COPII-coated vesicle cargo loading. The transcript is spliced from 4 exons. Bases 185 to 2518 code for a protein of 777 amino acids.